AUGGGAAUCAAAGCAACAGUCGUAUAUGAUAUCCCUCGCCAUGCCACUAUUGUUCUUCGCACUCGCUCUGUUUCCAUCUCAGAACGAUACGAGGUAAUCGAUACUAUCGCGUCUUUUGCAAACCAUUGCGAGUCAUUACGAGGUGUAGCUCAUUCCGUUACGGAGGUAAGCGCACACUGGGGUGGUCCACCAUAUCUCACGUACGAAAUCGCCCACGAUCGUUUUCGAGUUAUGGUUAUCUGGGAUGAAGAGCCAGGCGAGUUUGACCUGUGUCAUGACGUUGAAGAUUGUUUGCUUCAUUUAAAGAACGCUGUAAUGUCCGUACAAGAUGCCUUGGCCCAAAGCGCUUCAAAAGCUGUGGCCAAAGUUUACGACGAGGCUGGGUAUGCCUUGCGCGGUGACACCCCAAUUGUUUUACCUAACCCCGGUGAAACCACCAAAAAGGUUUCAACUCGAUCAAAACUUCUUCCCUCAAGGCCUCCUUCCGGGCUCCGCAGACUAUCGAGCGCGGAUCCGAAAAAGAAAAAGUCUUCCGCAGGCGGAAGUCGCCUUCUCGGAAAGCUAGGCAAUGCGUUCAAGAAUGUUACUGGCGGUGCACCCUCUGAGUCGACAGUUGGGAUAACGCACAGCCGAAGACCAAAAUCACCUCUACAAAACGUCAGCCCUACGCCAGGAGGUGUUGGCGCUGGUAAACCUCUCGCCGUUUACGGCAGCGAAAAUGGAUUUGACGACGAACUAGGUGGACUCGAGCUCCCACAUGACGUCUUUGCAUGGGCGAGUUUCGGGAAAUAUCUUCCUGACCAAGAAGCCGAUCUAACCUGGUUUGUGGGUUUAAUGAAAGGAGAAACAGAUGCCAAUAUAGUAUCUCAGAAACCUGCACUCCGGAAGAACAGUGUGUCGUCAACGCCUCUCACUCUGCCUUCUUCCGCCUCACCCCUGUCGAAAGGCACGGGGUCCGUUGCCAGUAGCGUUCUUGACGGGCGUCAAGCUACUCAAUCUCCCCCAACAUCGAAUGCACCACCUUCUAGUACCACCGCAACUACUAGCCCAAUUCACCCAAAUACCAUUCAAACAGUUACGCAAAGACCUUCUGUUCUCGAAAGCCCCAUUAAGCCGUCAACAACUAGGGAAGGCCCACUUGCGUCGAAACAUGACGGCCCUCUAGUCAUAAGCACCAUUCCGGCAAAGAACAAUGAAACUCUAAACAAUCGCCACAUCUCAGUUUCAGACAGACACCCUUCAUCAGAGGUAGCAUCGAAGCAAGAUUACCCUCUACCGCCCGCUUCUAGAGCCUUCUCUGCAAAUACGUCCCGGGGUGCUGAAAGCAUGAAUGGUUCGAUGAUGCCGUUGCAGAAUCCGCCCGCAUUCACACUCCCGUUGGCAACCGGCCAAUUGUCUCCCGUGCCACCAUCCGCACCUCGCUCCGAUAUUUCUCGUACUUCAGCUUCUUCCGCGUCAAGAGCACAAAUUGGAAUGAAAUCGGUUUCUUCCGCGAUUCCUCCUGCUCUUGCAGCGCAAAUGCAGGAGACAAGAGAAUUUGAUGUUUCUCAUUUCGGGGAGAAGAAAGAUACGACGAAUCCGUCCGCCCUGAAGUCCGAUCAAAACAUUGGAGCAUCCAGUGAUGUGAACACGACCAAUAGACCAAUAGACCCUAGUACGGAUGAAACGCUACGAAAUCGCAUGAAUGAGUUUGCUAUGACCAUGCAAGCCGGAAAUUUCACAUUGGCUUUGCAGCAAGUAUUUGCCACAUUGAAGAUGCUUCGAGGAAUGCAGCCAAGACGGGAACGUGAAACUAUUACAUGCUCAAAUUACGUCAUUGCGCAAAAGAUCCUGAUACGAAAUGCCGUUUUAGAAUCAGAAUUGGUUCGCUUCGUGAGCGGCACACCGGAAUUCAUACGGCGCCAAAUAGAGAUGGCGCUUUUGAUGAUGUUCUUGGCAGAAUUGAAGCAUUUACUUCCGCGCCACCGUGCUGCUGCGAUGAAAGUGGCAAUUGAAAAGAAUAUCGUUGUGGGAAAUUUCGGAAUGUGUGCACGGUGGCUACGGCAUCUUCUGGAAAAGGCCCCUCCGGCUCAGAAGGAAGAGCUGCAUCGCCGCCUUGAGGUGUGUGAAAAGAGAGGCGAAACCAAUGCGCAAAUGCCACCCACAAAUCGAUUAUGCUACAUCACGCUACAGGUGCUCACUUCUCUACAUGGGGCCUGUUCAGUAUGCAGCGCUGUUUAUCAUCCUCAGAUGGCUGGAGUCGUAGCGGGACAGAUUUGUCCGACGUGCUUUGUCGGUGCCGUGGUGGAAAGAAUGUGAGCGCUUGUGAUCGGAAAAGAAGGGUUCCCAAAGGAAAACACCGCAUUCGCAAAAUAUACCUUCUAGAGUUUUCGAAUAAGUAUGAAGCGAUUUAGGCUCAGGAAGUGUGAACGUAAGCUGUGCUCAGCUCGAAUUUAUUCUCGUCUCUAUAAAGCUGUGACUUGCAAUUCGAAUUUUCUCAGCGCAAACCAA
Messenger RNA from Chondrus crispus (carragheen), 2490 nucleotides. RefSeq lists its product as hypothetical. The transcript is spliced from 2 exons. The coding region runs from base 1 to 2298 and encodes 765 amino acids. The record is from RefSeq and is a predicted model, not a curated record. Lineage: Eukaryota; Rhodophyta; Florideophyceae; Gigartinales; Gigartinaceae.